GUGGUUGGCCGGCAGAGCGGAGGGCCCCAGGAGUCUGAUGGCGGCGGCGGCUCUGGAGGAUCCUGUCUUGAUCCGUCAUUUUAAAGGACACAAAGAUGCAGUCACCUGUGUUGCCUUCAAUCCAACUACUAGAGCACUUGCUACCUCUUCUUUGGAUAGGUUCUUAAUGAUAUGGAACUUGAGGCCAAACUCCAAAGCCUUCAGGUUUGUGGGUCACUUGGAAGGUGUGACCAGUGUACAGUUUUCACCAGAUGGAAACUUGCUGGCAUCUGCUUCUCAAGAUAGGACAGCCAGGCUAUGGAUUCCAUGUAUUCACGGUGAAUCCACACCAUUAAAGGGCCAUACAGCAGCAGUCCGUAGCGUGAACUUCUCGUACGACAGUCAGUUUCUAGCUACUGCAUCCAACGACAAGUCUGUAAAAGUCUGGAGUGUUUACAGCCAACGUCUUUUGUUUACCUUAUUCCAGCACACACACUGGGUGCGCUGUGCCAAAUACUCACCAGAUGGAAGAUUAAUAGUUUCUUGCAGCGAUGAUAAAACUGUUAAAAUCUGGGAUUUAAGAAACAAAACCUGUGUUGAUGAUAUAAUAGAUCAUGAAGGAUUUGCCAACUAUGUGGACUUCAGUCCUGAUGGUACGUGUAUAGCUUGCGCAGGCUCUGAUCACACAGUGAAGAUCUGGGACAUUCGAAUAAACAAAUUAUUGCAGCAGCAUCGAGUUCACAGAUCGGGCGUUAACUGCACGUCUUUCCAUCCUUCUGGCAACUAUCUCCUCACAGCUUCCAGCGACAGUACUGUUAAGAUUUUGGAUCUUUUAGGAGGAAGACUCUUGUACACACUUCAUGGGCAUGAGGGACCUGUUCUCUCUGUAGCCUUUUCAAAAGGUGGAGAAACAUUUGUCUCUGGUGGUGUGGAUGCACAGGUGUUGUUCUGGAAAACAAACUUUGAUGCAUUUGAAUACAAGAAAGUUCUUAAAAAUCACAUGCGAAAAUUACAUGGGGAUGAACCCCCUCACCUUCUUGAUAUUUACCCUCGAUCACCUCAUCGCCAUGAUGCAAAACCACAAUCUGUUGAGAUAGAUCCCAGCUACGACGUCACAGAUAUGCAAACACUCGACCCUCCUGUCGUAGAUAUUACCUCACCUUCUGAUUUAAUGACAAAGCCAAGUAUCCCUUUAGCUCAACCUUCCAUGCAACAAGAGAGAGUGAUCAUGCAGCAAGAUGGAAUGAACAGCCAAGACAUGCAGCAGCAUUCAGUUUUAUCCUCACCAAGAGCAACAAGGACAAGUUUAGAAGACAGAAGUAAAUACAUUGCGCACACCAUGGAUGAGCCAGUAGGCAUUUCUCCAGUUUUGACUAAUGCCUUGGAACACAUUGUGGAGCAGCUGGAUGUUCUUACUCUUACUGUCUCAAUCUUGGAGCAACGCCUGACUUUGACAGAAGAUAAACUGAAAGAAUGCUUAGACAACCAAGAGAAACUGUUACUCUCUGUCAGAGACUGAAAAUAAACAAUGCAGAUGCAUUCUCAGGAAGACAAAACAGUGACAUGAAGCAAAUAAAAUGUGCCUCUUUGGUGGAAGUGAUUUCCCUAAAAAUCAUUGAUAACAUUUUGAACAUGUAA
Messenger RNA from Lacerta agilis (Sand lizard), 1617 nucleotides. It is a transcript of the gene POC1B, whose product is annotated as POC1 centriolar protein B. Gene Ontology annotation, molecular function: protein binding. Lineage: Eukaryota; Metazoa; Chordata; Lepidosauria; Squamata; Lacertidae. Gene Ontology annotation, cellular component: centriole; ciliary basal body. The record is from RefSeq and is a predicted model, not a curated record. Gene Ontology annotation, biological process: cilium assembly.